CGGAUGUUUUGUAUAGCCGACAACCAUGCCCACUUGAAAGGUUGUAGGCUAUUCCCCAAGAUGGCCGCUGAUGCCAGAUCAAUGUUUCAAUAUAGGAAAAAUUUGGACACACAAUUGCAGGUCAGUGUAACUUUAACAACCUCAGAGGCAAUGUCGCGUGUGUAUAUUUGUAGAGAUUGGUAUAGAACGUGUGUAGGAUUUGUAUGCGUCGGAUAUUCCGCUGAUAUUAGAAAUUGAUCCGGCGCACUUGCCUUUGUGUUCAAUCAUUGAUCGGCACUGGAGAAGCUCGCUCACACCCACCAGGAUGCUCUACCAUAGGCUACUAUUGCGUUGGAAGUGUAAUGGAAGGGCGAUAAUCGAGAUCCGCGUGUAGCUUAUUUGUAAUAUAGGCUACUGCAAACGUAUUACAACUUUCAACAGUGUUGCUGUGAGGACUACCUUUUCUUUGUCGCGACAAUGAUUUGAGAGCAUAUCGGACAAGGCAGAAGCUGCCCUCUUGGAGGUGUACAAACAGCUAGUUGAUGCCUCAGGUGUAUUUGCUUACACAGGGCCCACCCCCAUGUUGGAGAAGAGACAGAUGAAACUUCAAGAAUCCUUCCCCUCAGAUAGCACACCAGGCAAAGUUCUCGACAGGCAGCUGGAUGGACAGCUCAACGGGUCAGCUUGUCUAGAUCCUCCGCAGGGCACAGAGGAGAGGAUGGUGCCCACUCAGCAGCCCCCAGCCUCCCCCUCCUCACCCGCUGACCCGAGCGCCCGCGGGCACAGGGAUCAAUGCCAGACGGAGCGAAGCCCGGGUCAAACAGACAUGACGUUUUCUCUCAGGCUGGCCAAAGCGGAGGAGAGGAUCCGAUCACUCCAGUCAGCCUUGACGUCUUCUCAAAGUGAGGUUCUCAACCUGCAGCGGCAGUAUGACGAAGAGAGGACCUCUAGAGCGAAGGAAGCGGUCGACCUGAUGGUUGCUAAUAUUGAAAAGGCCAACCAGAAAGUGGAGGCAGCAGUGAUUGGAGCAGACAGUGUGAGUGAAGACGUGGACAGAGGCUGCAUCUCUGCCCAAAAUGGCUCCAGUCCAGUGGAGAGAGUUGAAAUGGAGAGGGCGGGGCUGGAGCUGGUCAUAGCUGACCGGGACAGGGAGAUCCUCCGCCUGAGGGAGGAGGUGCGGAGGCUCCAGCUGAUGUUACAGGAAGCCCAGGAGAGCACGGCCAAUCAGAUCGCACAACUUGAGGGCCAACUGGCUCGUAAGAUUGAGAGCAUACAGACGCUUCAGGUGAAACUAAAAUCCCAGCAGGACUACGAUCAGCUCAAAACAGAGCUCAGAAUCUUCCGAGCCAUGAAAGAAGCCUCGCUCAACGGCCGCAUUUCUCAGCUGUGCUCCCCCCUCUCCGAGAGACUGGCUCCAUUGAUGUCUGUGAGGCCCUUAGCAGAGAGUCCUGCCGUCUCUGUCACAAGAGAGAUGGAGGUAAAGAGGGAGGCGCAGACGCCAGUGGGGUUCCCAGUCGCCGUGGACACGCCUCCGUCCGGCAGCCCGCGACCUCCCGUCUCCUCCCAGGGCUGUUCGCCCCGCACGCUCCCUCUCAGCCCCCUCUCGCAGUCCCCUGACAGGUCCCUGCUGUCCCCCUUCAUCAAACCAGAGCCCAGCCCGCCCGGGCCCUUCCCCGAGGCCCUCUACGCCGCCAAGGCCGCCCUGUCCGAGGGCAGCCGGAGCCUGUCGCGUGCCAGCCACUGCUCCGAGGGCGGCGGGAGCGGGGAUGGAGGCCUUACGGGAGAGCCGUGGGAGGGCGGAGGAGGGAGCGCGAGGGAAGAAGGGGAAGGGGAUGGCGAGCUGAUGGGGACGUCGGAGAUCGCCCUGCAGGUGAAGGAGCAGCUGCUGAGGCACAACAUUGGGCAGCGGGUGUUCGGCCACUACGUGCUGGGGCUCUCUCAAGGGUCGGUCAGCGAGAUCCUGGCCCGGCCCAAGCCCUGGAGCAAGCUCACGGUCAAGGGCAAGGAGCCCUUCCUGAAGAUGAAGCACUUCCUGUCCAACGAACAGAACAUUCUAGCACUUCGCAACAUUCAGGUCCGACAGAGAGGAAAUAUUACUCCGCGCAUUCGCACUCCAGAGACGGGCUCAGAUGACGCCAUCAGGAACAUUUUGGAACGGGCUAAAAAGGAGAUCCAGGGAGGAGGUGAAGAGAUCUCCACCACUAGAAGCUCCGUGUGUAGCACCGGCCCCAGUGGGAGGGUCUCUGCUGGGCGAGGCAGCAGCAGUGGGAUGGGCGACAGCGACAACACCAUCAAGGCCAUCCUGGAGCAGGCGCGCCGCGAGAUGGUGGCCCAGCAGAAGCAUCAGGCCUUGCGGGAGAUGGCGGUGUGUCACUGGGGCACCAGCGGCAGCGGCAGCGCCUGCAGCCCCCCGGCCUCUACGGAGCCCCGGCCCCCGGCGGUGAAGCAAGAGGGGGCCAGCGUCAGCGUGUCCCACCCCCAGCUCCUCCAGCAGACACCCCUCAGCGUGAUCUCCCCCAAAGACUUUGUCCAGAACAUCAUACGCAAAGUCAAGAGUGAAAUCGGCGAUGCUGGUUCCUACCAGGGCAGUCACUGGUCGGCCACAUCCAGCACGUCACAUCCGUUGACCUCUGUGUCGCCAUCGCUGUGCUCCACCGCUUCGUCCUCUUCCCCCUUCUCCGCCUUUGCGGGUCAGAGUUCAUCGUGGAUGGACCCUUGGUCACGUCAGCCGUUCAAUAGAGAGCGGGGCCAAGAGGAUGCCCUGUCCAGCGAGGGUGAAGGUGGGCACAUGGUGAAGGUCAAGGUGGAGACCGAGGAGGAAGAACCGGACGAGGGAGUGGAGCAUCUUUCGCCGUGUUCUGCCUAUGUGACCCGCCCACCAAAGCCCAUCGUCCCUCCUCUGACCCUGGAUCAGUAUGACGCCUUCACGCACCAGCAGCUGGACACAGUCCUACUGACCCGGCAGGUCAAAGACAGGCUGGCGCAGAAGGGCAUCUGCCAACGCAUCUUUGGAGAAAAGGUCCUGGGCCUGUCUCAAGGUAGUGUAAGUGACAUCUUGUCCCGGCCUAAGUCCUGGAGCAAGCUGACCCAGAAGGGCAGAGAGCCGUUCAUCCGCAUGCAGCUCUGGAUGCAGGGUCAGCUGGGGCAAAACCUGAGCUCCAGUGCCCCAAACAACCCCUCCCUCGAGCAGGACCCAGCAAUGGUGAGCUCCUCCCCCAGCUCAGAUGAGGAGCGGGCUGGCCCGCUGAGUGAGCCGGGCAGCCUGAGCCUGGAGAGCAGCAAGGAGAACCAGCAGCCUCCACAACAGCAGGACGGGCAGGUGUACCUGGGUCCCUUUGAGCUGCCCCACCCUGCCCUGUCGGCGCUGGACGUCCAGCAGCUAGCCAUCUUGUCCCCCGAGCUGGACACGCUCAACAUCACCAGGAGGGUGAAGGAGGUCCUCAACAGCAAUAACCUCGGGCAGCGUCUGUUUGGGGAGAUGAUCCUGGGCCUGACCCAGGGCUCGGUAUCGGACCUGCUAGCUCGGCCUAAACCCUGGAACAAGCUGAGCCUCAAGGGCAGGGAGCCCUUCAUCCGCAUGCAGCUGUGGCUCAAAGACCCCCAGAAUGUUGAGAAGCUGCGAGAAAUGAAGAAGAUGGACAACAGAGCAUACCUCAAACGGGCCCAUCAUUUACUGAGCUCGGGCUUUGACAGAGACUCCCCUGCCAACACCUCAGACAUAGGUCCCUGUCUGGAGUCUUCUCACCCAGGCCAAGCCAAGAAGACCAGAGUGGUGCUUGCCACCCAGGAGAAGGAGGCACUGAAGAGGGCUUACCAGCUGGAGCCGUACCCCUCCCAAAGCACUAUAGAGAGACUCGCCGCCCAGCUCGGCCUCAGGAUCAGUACAGUAAUCAAUUGGUUCCAUAACUACAGGUCUCGUAUGAGAAGAGAUUCGGAAGAAGGAGAGAUGCUUAAAGCAGACGCCUUGAAACCGCUCUCCGGUGACCUCCAGGAGACGAGUCAGAUGCUUUGUAGCCAAAGUCCCUCUAAGGGUGACUGCUCUUUCAUGCCUGUAGGCUUGGUGACUGUCAAACAGGAACCCUGGGAAUCAAGGGAGGAAGAGGAGGAAGAGGAGGAACCAUCAGAGACCCACGCGCACCCAACCAAAUACAUCUCCACAGGCGUGCAGUUUGCUGGCAGACUGGAAAUGAAGGAAGAUUGUCCUCGGUCUCCACGGCCAUGUUCAGGAGUCAAGCAGGAGGUCAGUGGAGAUUGUGGAGAAACAUCAACUAGCCCGCCAAAACCAGACACACUUCGUGGAACUCCGCCAAUGCAUCAUGCAUCAGAGAACCAGACUUUUUCUCAAAGCUCUGAGGGGACUGAACUUAAAGCCAAUGCCGCUGCCUCAUCGCCAACACACAUUCUACCUCCGCUCUCCCCACUUCCCUCAUGCAUCACACCAACACCACUUACCUCUGAAGGUGCUGAGCAGACCAGCGUCCAGCAAAGCCCUGUGGCUGGCCACAGCACCCAGCAGCGCAGCGCCAAGAAGGCCAAUCUGGACAUCAUCAUCCAUCGGCUGGAGCGGGCAGCCAACAGGGAGGAAAUGCUGGAGUGGGAGUUUUAGGAUGAAUUGAUGGCCUCCCAAUAGUGACCAUACUGAUGAGAUGUAGACUUUUCUUUAAAAAAAAAAAAAAAAGAAAUGACCAGGAAAGAAGUUCUUGUUUGGAAAAUACUUUGUCACCGUGCUGAUUUUUGUGUGCGUUUCUUGUGCUCCUCUAAAAUUCUUUUUAAAAGGAUUUAAGAUUAUAGCAGAGAAAAGAGGCUUAGAAAGUCCAGUGGAAGAUUCUUGAAAUGUAUGAAUGCAUGGCUGGUGUAAUAAUCACUGUACUGAAAAAUAUUAUAUGCAUAUAGGGCAGCCAUUUUAUAUGGGAGAAAAAUAUUAAUGGUCAAAUGUAAUGACUUCUGGUUCACUGUUUGCCACUUGUUGAGAUUAUAGGGGACGUUUGUCGUAAGCCAUGAGCACUAUGUCUAAAAAGACUGAAUAAAAUGUAUUUAUAACUAGCCACUUUUAAUUUCUUUUAGCUUUUUUUUUUAUUCCAUAAUAUCUAGAUUAAAGUAGUCGUGUAAGACUCUAAAGGGAAUACAAAUGGAUUUUGAUUAAGUUCAUAUAUGUAUUGUUUUUUUGUGUAUGGUAACUGAAUAAUUCUGGUUAUUUAGUUUGGUAGGUUCCAUGAUGGAUUUGACUAGGCUACAAUAACGUGGAGGGCAACAUAAUAAAUCAUGAUUCUUCAUAUCAA
Messenger RNA from Clupea harengus (Atlantic herring), 5258 nucleotides. It is a transcript of the gene cux2a, whose product is annotated as cut like homeobox 2a. Gene Ontology annotation, cellular component: nucleus. The record is from RefSeq and is a predicted model, not a curated record. Gene Ontology annotation, biological process: regulation of transcription by RNA polymerase II. Gene Ontology annotation, molecular function: DNA-binding transcription factor activity, RNA polymerase II-specific; RNA polymerase II transcription regulatory region sequence-specific DNA binding. Lineage: Eukaryota; Metazoa; Chordata; Actinopteri; Clupeiformes; Clupeidae.